AUGGUCAGUGCAAGGGGGAUCGAGGCGAACCCGGAAAAGAUAAAGGCAGUGCAAGACAUGGAAGCCCCGAAGACCAUUUGGGAAAUUCAAAAGCUAACCGGACGACUGGCGGCCCUUCGCAGGUUCAUCUCUCGGUCGGCUGAAAAAGCGCUUCCUUUCUUUGAAGUACUAAAGAGAGCAAAAAAUUUCGAGUGGGGGCCGAUCUGUAUGAAGUCCUUCGAGGAAAUUAAGGAAUACUUGAUUAAAGCACCCCUACUGAUGAGACCUGACCCGAAGGAAACCCUCCAGCUGUACCUGGCAGUGAGCGACCGAACUCUGGGUGCAGUUCUGGUUAAAGAACACGAGAAGAACCAACAUCCGGUCUUCUACGUGUCUCAUAUGUUAAAUGAUGCGGAGACCCGAUACCCGAACGCGGAAAAGUUCGCAUAUGGGCUGGUUAUGGCCUCCCGAAAAUUGCGGCAAUACUUCCAGGGCCGAACGAUACAGGUGGUCACUGACCAACCUCUGAAAAAGAUUCUCAGUCGACCAGAAGCGCCUUCGGGCCGAGUUGUUGCCUGGUCCAUAGAAUUGGGGGAAUACGACUUGGAAUAUGUUCCCCGAACCGCCAUCAAAGCUCAAGCCCUGGCCGACUUCAUGGUAGAAUGCACUUUCUCUGGGCCGAAAGACCUAGAACUGAAGGAACAACUCAUCAGGACUCCAAGAAAAUGGAAGUUAUUCGUAGAUGGAUCGGUGGCCGGGCCUAAAUGUGGGGCUGGUCUGAUUCUUUCCAGUCCGGAUGGGUUUGAAAUCUGCCAAGCCAUCCGAUUCACUUUCCCGCUGACCAACAAUGAGGCCGAGUACGAAGCCCUUCUAGCUGGAAUGGGUCUGGCAAGAAAUCUUGAAGUCAGACACUUGAGGGCCUUUAGUGACUCCAUGCUGGUCGUUAAACACUUUUCGGGGGUGUAUGAACAAAAGGAGCCCCGAACGAAAGCUUAUGCCACAAAGGUACGAGAACAGUCUUUGUAUUUUGAAUCAUUUGAACUGAGUGCCAUCGGUCGUGAAGACAACAGCCGAGCCGAUGCUCUCUCUCGCCUGGCCUUGGCCGAGACCCAUAACUUGACAGGGUCAAUCUAUCUGUCUGAAGUAAAAGUGCCUUAG
Messenger RNA from Daucus carota subsp. sativus, 1137 nucleotides. RefSeq lists its product as uncharacterized. The coding region runs from base 1 to 1137 and encodes 378 amino acids. The record is from RefSeq and is a predicted model, not a curated record. The transcript has a single exon. Gene Ontology annotation, molecular function: nucleic acid binding; RNA-DNA hybrid ribonuclease activity. Lineage: Eukaryota; Viridiplantae; Streptophyta; Magnoliopsida; Apiales; Apiaceae.